AUGUCUACUACUACUACUACAACAACAACAAUAAAUUUACCACCAACUUCAAUACCAAAAACAAAUAAAUCAAUAAAAUUAAAUAAUAAAAAUAUAUCAAAACAUGAAAUAAUACCUUCAAAAACUGAUAUUGGUGCUUUAGGUAAUAGAAUAAAUUUAGAAACAAGAUCAUUACAUGAUAAAGUUGAUAAAUUUGUUACAUUAAAAUUUGCAAUUGCAUUAAGAAAUUAUAAAGUUUAUCGUCAAGGUUUACAAGCUUUUUAUCAUGUAUUCAAAAGUAUUGAAAUAGCAUUAGAUUAUCAAUUUAAAAAUAAUUCAGAAGAUAAAUAUGUUGAAAUGUUAAAACAAGUUUGGAGACCAGAUAUUGGUAGAACUUUAAAAGCUGAACAAGAUUUAUUAUUUUAUUAUGAUAAUUCAAAAGAAAAAUUUGAAAAUCCAAGAAUGAAAGAACAAAUUGAAUUUAGUCAACAUAUUAUAAAUGUUACAAAAGAAAAACCUUAUUUACUAUUUGCUUAUUUGCAUGUUAUGUAUUUAGCUUUAUUUGCUGGUGGUAGAUUAAUGAGAUCUUCUUUUGCUAAAGCAACUGGAUUUUAUCCUCAUAAAAAUAAUUUAAAACAUGAAGAAAUUGUAAAAUUAGGUACAAAUUUUUUUAAUUUUGAUGUUGAAGAUGAAAAUUUAUUAAGAAUGGAAUAUAAAAGAAAUUAUGAAUUAUUAACUAGAAAUGGUUUAACUGAAGAUGAAAAACUUGAAAUUAUAGAAGAAAGUAAAUUUAUAUUUGAAAAAAAUGCUAAAUGUUUGAUUGAAUUAGAAAAUUAUAAUAUGGAAAAAAUUAAUGGUACUUGGUUAUAUUUUAUGAUGACAAAAGGUUAUUAUGCUUUAAUUCUAUUAUUAUCAAUUUUAUUUGUAUUAUAUAUCUCAAAAGUUGUAAUGAGAUUUGUAUAG
This is a messenger RNA of Lodderomyces jiufengensis, 942 nucleotides long. It is a transcript of the gene HMX1, whose product is annotated as Hmx1p. Gene Ontology annotation, biological process: heme oxidation. The transcript has a single exon. The record is from RefSeq and is a predicted model, not a curated record. Gene Ontology annotation, molecular function: heme oxygenase (decyclizing) activity. Lineage: Eukaryota; Fungi; Ascomycota; Pichiomycetes; Serinales; Debaryomycetaceae. Bases 1 to 942 code for a protein of 313 amino acids.